AGCUUCCUGAGAGGGGCUCUCUAAGCAGGGGAAAUGAAGUCACUGCUGCCGGCUGUCUUGGUGCUGACCUUUUUUGAUCUAAGAGCAGCAGAUGACAGAAAGCAUUCUCCCUGCAGCAACCCCCUCGGGGACUCGGGCCCAGUCUCGGAGACGGCCUUCUCUGCUACAGCCCCCCGCUUCAACGCUGAGGAAGCCUAUUCUGCCCAUAUGCCUGAGCACCUUCAAUGUGAUGCCUGCAGAGCGAUAGCCUUCCAGAUGCAGAAAUACCUGAAAAAAGCAGAAUCCAAACGGUCAUCUGCUAAAGCGCCGGCCGCUCGCCUCAGCGAGUCCGAAUAUGUGGACACACUGGAGAACAGCUGCUCGCAGAGCUGGGAAAGCUAUGGAGUGAAAGAAGUGGGGGGCGUGAAACGCUUCGCAGGGCCUGGCCUGAAGAGCCAGGAGACCAUGAGUGUCAUGAUGACGGGUGGACCAUGGCCAGCAAGGUUAUAUAAGCUAUGCCACAGCUACCUGGGUGAAUUUGGGGAAGAGCAGAUCUACGAGGAGUACCGACGCAGGCCGGCUGCCUUGGCAGAGUUCCUGUGCGCCGAAGAGCAGAGCACCUGUACAAGACUUCGCAACACCAAGGGCAAAAGCCUAAACAAAGCGAAGGCUCUGCAGAUUGAACUGUAGUUCUGCUCCCGCUCAGGGAAGAUUGGCAAGUAGGGCUAAGCUGACGAGUGUGUUCCAUCAGCCUGGCUUCUGCCAAGGCAGAUUGGCCAUCAAAGGAGACCAAUGUGAUGUUUCUGGGCUUUCCCCCAAAAAAGAAAUGCUUCCAGGCUCUUUUACAUUGUUGCUAUUGCUUAAAAAAGAUCAAUCCCUGUAGCCUCGCAGGGCUGACAGGCAACCCAAUA
Caretta caretta (loggerhead turtle) is the source of this 890-nucleotide messenger RNA. It is a transcript of the gene MZB1, whose product is annotated as marginal zone B and B1 cell specific protein. Gene Ontology annotation, biological process: regulation of B cell proliferation. Gene Ontology annotation, cellular component: endoplasmic reticulum chaperone complex; extracellular region. The record is from RefSeq and is a predicted model, not a curated record. Lineage: Eukaryota; Metazoa; Chordata; Testudines; Cheloniidae.